GCCUUCAGUUAAACCUGGGCUCUGGGAAUGGCUGGAGGAACGGGGCCCUGGGGGAAAUGAGUAGAUUUCUCCCAUCUCAUAAAGGCUUCCACUGUUCCCAGAGGGAUGGCAUCCACUCCCAUCAAGAAUGAGGAGAAAAAGCAAAGCCGGCCACCUCAAGCUGCAGCCUCCCGGCCGAAGGUUUCAGUAUCCCGUUCUGAGGAAUUCCUGACCCGGAUCAGCACAGAACUCACUGAUGAGGCCUUAUGUAUUGCUGGCUGUGUGAACCCGGUGCCGCCUGUCAAGGAAAAGCAAACAAAAGACCAAGGGACUCAGAUCUCCAGACACGCAUUGUUCACCAAUACGCGAGGCACAGACACCCGUUCUGACAAAAACCGUACUCGAAACAAGGCACAUCUCCUGCCAUCUCCUCGUGAAAAGGGAGCUCGCACAGCAGCUUGACCACUGGGGGAUGAACCCUACUUCCGGCCUCUUCUGCCCUCCUUCCCCCAUUUUGUCCUCCUGGAGCAUGCAACUUGUUACGUACUCCUUUGAGAGGGAUCCCUGCUCACACCUGAAGCCAACAAAUGGCUCUAGAACCAUCACGGGACUCUCCAU
Messenger RNA from Dipodomys spectabilis (banner-tailed kangaroo rat), 597 nucleotides. Its product is annotated as putative protein T-ENOL. Bases 106 to 441 code for a protein of 111 amino acids. The transcript is spliced from 5 exons. Lineage: Eukaryota; Metazoa; Chordata; Mammalia; Rodentia; Heteromyidae. The record is from RefSeq and is a predicted model, not a curated record.